AUGUCUGCCGAGGCUUCUGCAGGGAGUGUGGCAGCUGCCUCCGUCCCCACCACCCAGUCCUCUGGCCGGGGCAGCGAGGAGAAGGGGGUUGGAGGGGGUCUGGCGGGGAGUAAAUAUGUGAAGCUGAAUGUUGGGGGCUCCCUGCAUUACACCACGGUACAGACCCUGAGUAAAGAGGACGGUCUACUAAGGAGCAUGUGCAAUGGAGGAGCAGAGGUCACCAUAGAUUCGGAGGGUAGGUAUGGACCUAUGUGUAUUAUUUAUGUAUGCCAGUGUUUCCCAAUAUGUUAUUCUAGGAUCACGCAGGCUUGCACAUCUUUGUUCCAGUCCAGCACUACCACACUUGAUACAACUAUUCAACUAAUGGUCACCAAUGUUGGGAAUCAGGUGUGCCAAUGCUGGAAGAAAACGUGUAGUCCUAAUGGAGCCAAAGGAACGGAUUGGAAACACUGGGCCGUGUUCAGCAAGGCAUAACGGUGUGCAACAUGCAAUUUCAUGGAAACAGUGCUGCACUGAAUGAUCAGUUGAAGAAUAUUGUGAUUUAUGAUGGCUCAGAGGGCAAUUUUGUGCAGUGUGCUGGUUUUGAUUUUUCAAAUGGUCACACCCAUAUUGGUUAGUUCACACCCACCACAUGGGAGCAAACAUACCUCGAAGACUGAAUAACGGUGCACACCAUUUUGGGAAAACAUGUCGCUCAGUACAAACCGUUUACUCCCGUUUUGCAGCGUGUGACGGGAUGUGACUUAUUUACCUUUUUGUUUUCUCCAUAUUCUCAGGAAUGACUAAAGCAAUCGCCACAUGGAAAAAUUUGAAAUUUAGAUGAGAUUGAUUCUUGCCUAUGUCUAAUCUGUUCUCACUCCUUCUCAAUCUUUUUCCUCUCCUUUAGGCUGGGUAGUGUUGGACAGGUGUGGUCGCCAUUUUGGCUUGGUGCUGAACUUUAUGCGGGACGGCUCGGUACCGCUUCCGGAGUCCCACCGAGAGCUGGAGGAAGUUCUGAAGGAAGCUCAGUACUACAGGGUGCAGGGACUAGUCCAGCACUGCACCUCUGCCAUGCAGGUAAGACCCAGACUGACCCAACAAAAAUUAUAAUUGUGUGUAAAGCACUGAGCUGAGUGUCAGUAUUAUUAAAUGUCCUUCGCUCUUUGUGUUUGUCUUUGAGCUAAGUCUUAUCAAAUGCUUUCAAAGUGCAAUAUACUGUAUGUGAGUCAAAUAACUGUUAUGCACUAAUCUAAUCUCUCUAAUGCUUACAUUGGAUCCCAAUGUUUGUGUGUUGAAUACCCAGGCCAAAGUGUCAGAAGCCUCCCAUAGUGUGAGUCAGAAGCCUCCCAUAGUGUGAGUCAGAAGCCUCCCAUAGUGUGAGUCAGAAGCCUCCCAUAGUGUGAGUCAGAAGCCUCCCAUAGUGUGAGUCAGAAGCCUCCCAUAGUGUGAGUCAGAAGCCUCCCCCAUAGUGUGAGUCAGAUGUUCAUGUGAAUCAAAUGCCUUCGAUGUCCCACAGAAACAAAGGGACGUCUAUGAGGGUGUAUGCCGCAUUCCCAUGAUUACCUCAGCCAAAGAAGAACAGAGAAUGAUAACCACCUGCAGGAAGGUGAGAGAGGGAUAG
Coregonus sp. 'balchen' is the source of this 1600-nucleotide messenger RNA. NCBI's taxonomy places the organism in Eukaryota, Metazoa, Chordata, Actinopteri, Salmoniformes, Salmonidae. The record is from the annotation of a GenBank genome assembly.